ACUGCGUAAGUGGUUUGGGCUUCCGGUUGGUGCAUUUCCUUCACCGUCCUGCAGGUGGCAGCAUUUUUUGUUCACUUUGUGGCUUUUCGUUGACUGGCGUUCGGUUGCUAUGGAAAUAAGAGUAUCAACGGGACGAUUCGUUGCAGAAAGGAUUUGCAAAGAAACGAGAGAAACUACUCCAAAAAAAAGGUGUGCUAAGCAAAUAGCACCAUUCUCAAGAAGACUGGAUUAAAAAAUCCUCAAUGUCAAUAUGUCCAGACACACUGGAUGCCAAAGCACCCUGGUUGCGGACAGCAGGAGACUGAGGAGGAUCAUCGCUGAGAAUCCAAACUGGUCCUUGGGCCUUAUUCCCUACUUAUCAAACUUAUGCUUGGAUUGCAUUGUGAAAAACUUUGAGGGAACCCCCAUCUAUGAGGAGCUCGGACCCAGCCAGAAAGACUUUGUGCAGGAAAGACUGUCACCAUCACUGCCCCUUCCUGUGACCGCCAACUUGAUCGGCGACGGCGUCUACUGGAGACGAUGCUGUGAGCAGCGGUGGGACAUUUGUGACGUGUCUCAUUACGGCCACAGCUGGAAGCGGAUGUUCUUCGAGAGGCACCUGGAAAACAUUAUCGAGCGUUUCAUUCCAGAGACGACCCACACAAGGACGGUGACAGAGUUCAUCCCUCUGUGCGAGAGGUACGUGAAGAGGCUGGACAUCUCCCAGAUGCUACCACCUGUCAAAGAAUCCAAGCCGGGGAAACACGGAGAGGAAGUGGACUUGCUGAGCGAACCCGACUCGGAUGCUGCUCUCAUGGAACACUUUGACUUCCGUCAUCUUCUGGACAAGCUGGGAAGCCUGGAGGAGUUCCACUUGACCUACUGGGUCAAACAGUGUGGAAUGAACUUCGAAUGGAGGAUGUUUGAGAUGGCGGAACGGGACUGUGAGACUCUCUCCAUGGCGCUUGAAUCCUGCAAGACCUUGAAGGUCUUACGACUCUAUGAAAGCCACAUUGACGAUCAUAAGUGCAAGAUGCUGGUCUGCUACCUUGUGAACCACCCCUCCCUGACGGAGCUCAACCUUUCACAUAACAUCAUCGGCGACAGGGGGGCCAAGGCGGUCGGCAAGCUGCUUCAAUCCAGCAAACUGGAAAUCCUCAACCUGAGCGACAACCUCAUUCAAGACUCGGGAGCCGGCUCCAUCGCUGCCGCCCUGUCCAAAAACUGUCCUCUUUUGUCCCUCAACCUGCGCAUCAACCGCGUGGGCGAUGACGGCGGUCAGGCCAUCGGCGCGGCCUUGCUGAACAACACGACCUUGCGCCACCUGCACCUGGGGGCCAACAUGAUGACCGCGCCCACUGCCGUCACUCUAUCGGAGGCACUGGCGAAAAAUCGAACCCUGAAGAGCAUCAACCUCUCCUGCAACAAACUGGGUGUGGAUGGAGGAAAAGCUCUAGAGGAGGCCAUAUCCCAAAACAGUUCCUUAACAGAAUGUGAUAUCCGACUGACUGAGAUCGACGAGCAGAGCGCCGCCAUCAUCAACAAGGCAGUUUGGACCAAUGAGAGAUCAGAAGGAAAGAAAGAAACACAAGAUAUUGAGGAACCAAAUCACUUUUCUGACAGUCCUCAUCAGGGUACACAACAUCAAGACACAGAAGAAGAAGAAGAAGAAGAAGAAGAAGUAGUCCAAGAAGACGCAGUAGGUCAAGAAGAAGAAGUAGUAGUUCAAGAAGCAGAAGAAGUUCAAGAAGGUGAAAAAGAAGAGGAGGAGGAAGAAGAAGAAACUGCAGUUAAUGCUUAAAAAAUAAUGGAUGGCUCCAUAAAGGGUUAGUGCUUUAUGAAUCUAUUAGUUUCUUUUAUAUCAAAAAUGUUUUGGUCUAGCUGAUUGCAGAUGGAGGCUCGACUGUCAAGUAGCGUAAAAUCCAAAACCAUUUUACUUCAUGUUCUCGAGGUACAAAACUUGGGCUAUGUAGUAUAACUCAAGAGUGAUCAGCAUACAGCUUGCACAGUUGUGUAUACUUAAUAUCCUUAAAUAAAUAACAAAAAAUAAAUAAUAAAUAAGUAAAAAAUAAUUUCUAAAAAUAAAUAACUCAAAAUAAUAAAUAAGUAAAAAUAUUUUUUAA
Doryrhamphus excisus (bluestripe pipefish) is the source of this 2102-nucleotide messenger RNA. RefSeq names its product dynein regulatory complex subunit 5 (gene drc5). NCBI's taxonomy places the organism in Eukaryota, Metazoa, Chordata, Actinopteri, Syngnathiformes, Syngnathidae. Gene Ontology annotation, molecular function: protein binding. The record is from RefSeq and is a predicted model, not a curated record.